AUGUACCAAUGGCCGGACCCGCUGGAUCUGCCCACCGCUGUCGAUGAGAACCUGCACAGCUGCAUGACCCACGCAAAACCCUUCCCGCACCCGACCCCAACAACGAAGACUGCCUACACCGAUGCAUCAUUCGAACAGCGUGUCAUCUCCUACAACGUUCUCAUGGGAAAUGUCUGCAAGAAGCAACGCGAUGCGAUCAAAGCCGACCCCACCGGCUUCCUCGCGGUCGUCCCCUACGGGGCCGGCAACUGCUACUUCGAAGACAACCCCCGCGCCCACCUCGACAUCCAGGACUUCGUCCGGUCCCUCAGGUUCCUGAGACCGACCACGGAGGAGAUCUCAAAGUCCGUGCGAGAGACAAACAAGGACAUCAGGGACUGCUUCGGGAAACCGUGGACCCUCUUCCUCCAUGGCGGCUCGCAGUGUCUCCGCAAAUUUCUGCUCUACCAACAGACCUUUGCCAUCUCCGAGCGCAUUGCCUUCAGUGUGGUGCCGCUGGACCCAAACAUCUUCUCGUGGGCCAUCUGCAACCUCGUAGGAGACGGGAUCACCCCAACGUUGAAGGACACCAUCCUAGCUGGAGUCAAACGAUGGCUCUGGAAGGACGACGCUUUCCGGGCGCACAUCGACAAGGUCUUGGCCAGAGAAGGUGUACCAGGAUCAGUCAACGAGCAAGUCCUCUACGUCACAAACUCGUACACCCUAGUCCUCAUCCACAAGAAGGACGAGCGUGGGAACCCAGCGGCAAUCGCUCAGCUACGCGGCAAACCCAUCACGUCGAACAUGGCCAACCACCUCACGUACCUGCAGCUCGUCUGCGACGGCAACUACUGGAUCGCACUGAACCACCUGAAGACCCGUGGCCAAGGGGUAGAGUGUCAGCUCUGCAAGGCAGACACUCACCCCACGUGGGACUGCCCCCUCCAUCAGACCCCAGGAUGGUACGGACCAAAGUACGAUGGAGCAGAAAGGCACGAAGACCAAGCAAAACGCGCCCGAGACGACGAUGGCUUCACAACGGUGACUGCGCAAGGAUCGAGCAGCAGGGGACGAGGUUGCGGCGGACAGAGAGCGACGCGCGGCCAUGGAUACUAA
Molecule: messenger RNA, 1095 nt
Organism: Rhodofomes roseus
Lineage: Eukaryota; Fungi; Basidiomycota; Agaricomycetes; Polyporales; Fomitopsidaceae
Exons: 2
Coding region: 1-1095 (364 amino acids)
Source: RefSeq, a predicted model, not a curated record